Molecule: messenger RNA, 4290 nt
Organism: Aureobasidium subglaciale EXF-2481
Lineage: Eukaryota; Fungi; Ascomycota; Dothideomycetes; Dothideales; Saccotheciaceae
Exons: 3
Coding region: 1-4290 (1429 amino acids)
Cellular component (GO): eukaryotic translation initiation factor 4F complex
Molecular function (GO): translation initiation factor activity; mRNA binding; protein binding
Source: RefSeq, a predicted model, not a curated record
AUGACCAGCGAAAACCCAUCCGCUGCGCAAAACCAGCCCCAGGCAGCUCAAUCCACACAGCAAAAAGCUGUGCCGGCGCAGCUUUCAUACGCCAGUAUCGCCAACAAACCAUCGGCCGCCCAGCAGUCGCAGAAUGCAAGCAAAGUAAAGACCAACGCCUCCGCCACGUCGUCGUCCAACAAACCAUCCAACAUGCAGAAUGGCGAACAUGGCAGAAAGCCCUCGGUCAUCAUUAGCGCCUCUGGCACCACUGGCCAGAUGCCCAACGGCGGUCCUCAGACGCAGAGCUCGAGGCCAAACAUCAACUUCGGCUCCAUGAAUGGCCCCACCGGCUCGCCCGCCAUUGCGACCAGCGUUCCUGCCCAGCAGACCACCCCCAAUCUCGCUGCCGCAAACCCCAACAUCAUCUCGCCCUCGCACUCGCCGUCGCCCAUUCCUCAGCCCGCCGCCAGUGGUGGCAAGCCUCCGGCCAAUCUCCCCGGCCAGAACAAUGCCCCCAACUUCGGCAGCUUCGGCGCCGAGAACGCUGAAGUCGGUCCAGACACGAUCAAAGUCCACGUAGCACCGCAGCUGACCCACGUCGUACAGAACUCCGCCGCUCCUCUGACUCCCUCCAGUCAGCCUCUCCACAUGCGCCGUCCUUCGCAGCAGUCACAACACAGCGACGCCGGUAUGCGCGCUAACUUCGUGCCCGGCAAUGGCCGUGGUCGCGGCGGUUUCACUCCCGGCAACUACAACCCACACUCGCCCGCCCAGAGCCAUCGCCCACUGCCUUACCAAGGUCGCGGUCCUCCCAACAUGCCACCCCAGGCUGCUCAAUUCCAGCCCGGCGCAAACCUGGCUGGCUCUCCUGGCGGUGCCUACCGUGGCAGAAACGGCAGUCCCGCUAUGAUGCACGCACAGCCUUUCAUGCCCCAGGGUAUGCAACACCAGCCUCAGAUGCACCCUUACCCUCAACAGCACCUCAACCCUCAGCAGCAAGCCUUGUAUGGCAUGCAGCCUCCUUACGACGCUUACGGCGGUUACUACCAGCCCUUCUAUCCUCAGGGCCAGUACCAGCAAGGCGCUCCUCCCAGCCCCCGUCCCAACAACCCCUACCCUGCCAGCUACGGUGGCCCUCCCGCUCACAUGAACGCCCCUUACCACAACCCCAUGUCUCGCAGCGGCUCCCAGAUCUCAGAGAGACCCAGCUCGAGCGUUGGUCAAUCUGCCGCUCCCGCCUCUGGUGCUCCCCAGCCUUCUCCCGCUCCUGGAACUCCCACUCCCACCGCCUCCAACUUCCAGAUUCCUACCAAGACUAAGAGCAAGGCUAUUGUGAUCAAGAACGACAAGGGUGAGGAGAUUUCUUUCGACAAGAAGCCAUCGCCCGCUCCUCAAUCGCCUGCCAUUGUCUCCUCCGCACCCACACCUCCUCCUCGCACUCCCAGCGUACAGCACAUCCGUACUGAGAGCAAGAGCACGAAGACUGAUGCUGAGACCAAGUCUGCAUUCCAAGAGCAAGUCAAGCGUCAGCUCGAGGCUCAGCGCGCCAAGGAAGAGGCUGAGAAGAAGGCCGUCCAGGACAAGGAAGAUGCCGAUAAGAAGGCUACCCAAGACAAGGACGAUGCUGAGAAGAAGGCUGCUCAAGACAAGGAGGACGCCGAGAAGAAAAUCGCUCAAGACAAGGCAGAUGCUGAGAAGAAGGCUGCUCAAGAAAAGGAGGAAGCCGAAGCCAAGGCCAAGAAAGAGCAAGAGGAGGCCGACUCCAAGGCUGCAAAGGACAAGGAAGAGGCCGACAAGAAGGCCGCCGAGGAGGCAACCGCUAAGGACGCUGCUGACAAGGCCCAGUCCGACGAGGAUGAGGCCGCCCGUCUCAAGCGUGAAGAAGACGAGCGCAUCGAGCGCGAGAUCGCCGAGAUGGAGGAGGCCGAGCGUCUUGAGGAUGAGCGUGAGCGCGCCUUCCAAGAGAAGAGAAACAAGGAGAAGGAGGCUCAGGCCGCAAAGGACAAGGAAGCCGCUGACAAGGCUGACGAGGAGAUGAAGCGUCUGGAGCGCGAGGCUGAAGAGCUCGAGCUCAAGAAGGAGAAGGAGCGCGAGGGCGAAGCUUCUGCUGAGAAGACCGACGAGCAGAAAGCCGAGGACGCAAAGCUCUUUGCUUCGCUCAAGAAGCCCACCCUUGGUCCUGGUGCUACCGAAGAGACUUCCGCACCCGCAGAAGCCGCAGAGGCCGCUCCCGCAAAGUCCAAGCCCGCCAACCUCAAGCUCGACACAACCAAGAACAUCGAGCCCGCACAACCCACUGCUGGUAUGCAGUCGCUCAAGUCUGCCCGUUUCCUCGAGAUCAAGAACGACCAGUUCAGCUACCCCGACGGCUUCAAGUCCCCCAACCCAGCACUCAACCAGACUGGCAAGCGUGUUGGCAAGGAGUAUGACAUGGACUUCUUGCUCCAAUUCCAGAGCGUCUUCAAGGAGAAGCCCACUGUUGACUGGGACCUCAGAGUCAAGGAGACCCUUGGUGAGGGCGACAGCUCCGGUCGCCAGAACAGCCGUGGUGGUGCCAGCAUGGGUGGCCGCCAACCCUCUAACAGAGGUCCUAGCCAGUUCAGCGCCAUGGGCGCCUUCGCCAGUGGCAACACCCGUACCCUCCCCGCCGGCACUACUUCUGCCGAUCGCUUCAACGCCUCCUCUGGAAGAGGUGGCCCUAUGGGCAUGGGACGUGGCGGUGCUUUCCCCGGCCAGGGCUCUCUCAGCCGUACCAACUCUCUUCAGACCAUGGCUGGCAUGGGUGGCCCUGGCUCGCCUAGAACUAAUACUUCGCGCAGAGGAGGUGGCAGCAAGCGUGGUAACCCCUCCCGUCACCACGACAGAGAGGAUGCCAACGCUGCCAAGAACAUGCCUCUCACUGCUGGUAUGGACCUCAAGCCCCUCGAGAAGUCCCAAAGUGGUUGGACUGCUCGCAGUAUUGGCGCACCUCCAUCCGCCUCUGCGGCACCUGUUGAUGGCCAGAUGCCUCCGGACAUGGUCCAGCGUAAGGUCAAGGCUGCUUUGAACAAGAUGACUCCCGAGAACUUUGAGAAGAUCUCAGAUCAGAUCAUCGAGAUUGCCAACCAAUCGAAGAAGGAGACUGACGGCCGCACAUUGCGCCAAGUCAUUCAGCUUACUUUCGAGAAGGCUUGUGACGAGGCUCACUGGGCUGGUACUUACGCUAAGUUCUGUUCUAAGAUGUUGACUAGCAUGAGCAACGAAAUUGUUGACGAGACAAUCCGCGACAGAAGCGGUCAGCCCGUUGUUGGUGGUGGUCUCUUCAGAAAGUACUUGCUUAAUCGCUGUCAAGAAGAGUUCGAGCGUGGUUGGGAGGCCAACCUUCCUCCCAUGCCCGAAGGCAAGGAGGCUACUCUUUUGUCCGACGAAUACUACAUUGCUGCCGCUGCCAAGAGAAAGGGUCUUGGUCUUAUCCAGUUCAUCGGUGAGCUUUACAAGCUCGGCAUGCUUACAGUCAAGAUUAUGCACCAGUGUGUUUUGAGAUUGUUGAACUUUGAGGGCCAGCCCGACGAGUCAGCCGUCGAGAAUUUGUCCAAGCUUCUCAAGGCUGUUGGUGCUACUAUGGACAGCACUGAGCAAGGACACCAGCUUGUCAACGUCUACUACGACCGCGUUGCAAGCAUUCUUGACCAACACAAGGACAUGCCCAGCAGAUCGAGAUUCAUGCUUAUGGACAUCAUCGAUCUCAGAAAGAACAACUGGAGAUCGAAGGACAACGACAAGGGUCCCAAGACCAUCGAGGAAAUUCACGCCGAGGCCGAGGCUGCACAGGCUGCUGCCGAAGUCGAGAGGCAGAGAAACAACAGCAACCGCGGUGGCCAUGGUCGUGCCCCCAUGGGCCGUGGUGAUGCUCGCUCCUUCUCUGGGCAUGGCGGUAUGCCCCCACCGGAUUACCCUCGCAACCAGGUCGGUAUGGACGAUCUGCGUCGCCUGCAAGCCCGUGGUUCGCAACGUCAAGCCAGUGCUGGUCUUGGUCCCCAACUCGGCCCCAGCUCGCUGUUUAGCAGCUCGCGCAGCGGUAGUGGUCGCAAGGGUCUUGGUCCUCCUAGAGAUGGCGAGGGCUCUGGUCCUACAUCAAGAGCAGGCACACCCUCGCAACAAAAGAAGGAGGAGACGACACACGUCAACGCUUUCAGUGCACUUGCCGCCCUUGAGAAUCAGGAAGACGUCGGUGCUGAUGAAGCAUCUCCCCCUUCCAACGCUGGAUCACCCUCAGUGUCAAAGGCCAUCCCUUCUAUUGAUGAGGCCGCAUCAUCCACAGACGCAUGA